Molecule: messenger RNA, 2586 nt
Organism: Caenorhabditis angaria
Lineage: Eukaryota; Metazoa; Nematoda; Chromadorea; Rhabditida; Rhabditidae
Source: the annotation of a GenBank genome assembly
AUGGUGGAAGCUACACAAGUAGCUGCCAGGGAGCAGUGGUCAUCAUGGGCCGAUUUUAUUAUGUCUUGUAUUGGUUAUGCGAUCGGUUUGGGUAAUGUGUGGCGAUUUCCCUAUUUGUGCUAUCAAAAUGGUGGCGGUAAGUACAUACGUUUCGGAAAAAAAGUGUAAACGGCAAUUUGUCAAAUUCAUCUGAUUUGUGUAAUUGGUUGUGUGUGUGUGUGUGAGGAAGAGGGCUUGAGUGAGAAGCGUAUGUGUUGUUGUUUCUUUCAUAAAUCACAUCAACGGGAGGUUAGAAAAAGAAAAAAAAAGUGUACUUUUCGCUUUUUUAAUCGAAAAAUUUAUAAGAUAUAUUUUAUUUCCAGGUGCUUUCUUAAUUCCAUACUGUAUAUCAUUGGUAUUCUGUGGUGCUCCAUUAUUUAUUCUCGAAACAUCAUGGGGUCAACUUUUGAGUGUUGGAGGUUUAGGAAUGUUCAAAAUUUGUCCGAUCUUCAAAGGUGUUGGAAUCGCAGCCGCUGUUAUGGCAUUCUGGUUGAAUAUUUAUUAUAUUGUUGUCUUAAGUUGGGCUGCAACAUAUCUCUAUAAUUCAUUUAGACUUGAUGAUAAUGUUCCAUGGCGAAACUGUGAUCACGAGUAAGUUCUAGGAAAAUAUUGAACUAUCACUAGACAAUAUGUUUUCUAGAUGGAACACUCCAAAAUGUCGCUCUGAAUAUAUCAAGAUUCCUUGUGAUAGUAAUCGAACAAUCGCUCAAUUUUUCAAUGUCAAAGUUCUCACUCACGAUCAUUUAUUGGAGUACAAAAAACAAUUUUUCGUUGGAGACAAAGCUAAUUGGACAGUUUGCACCCAAGCUGAUCUUUCCGUUGUAUCACCCGUGAAAGAAUUCUGGGAGUAAGUUCAUGAAAAUUCAAAACAUAUUUCAAUAUAUUUUUAUUUAGCCAUCGAGUUCUUGGAAUCUCAGCCGGUUUGGAUCAUCCAGGUGGUUUGAGAUGGGAUCUUGCAUUUUUCUUGCUCUUAGUCUGGAUUAUUUGUUAUCUUUGUAUCUUCAAAGGUGUCAAGUGGACUGGAAAAGUAACUAAUUUAUUUUUCAGAGGUUCAGCUAAUUCAAUAUUUUAAGGUUGUUUACAUUACCGCGUCUUUCCCUUAUAUUAUGCUGUUCUGUCUUCUCGUUCGUGGUCUCACACUUCCUGGAGCCGGCUUGGGUUUAGAAUUUUAUCUAAAACCCGAUUUCAGUAAAUUAUUGGAAUCUAAAGUUUGGGUUGAUGCUGUAACUCAAGUUUUCUUCUCAUAUGGUUUGGGACUUGGGGCACUGGUUGCUCUUGGAAGUUAUAAUAAAUACGAUAACAAUGUUUAUAAGUUAGUUAAUCAAACAAAACUUUUUCAUUAAUCGCUCAUUCAGACAAGCUCUAACUGUAUGUUUUGUGAACUCUGGAACUUCUGUCUUUGCUGGAUUUGUCAUUUUUUCAUUCAUUGGAUAUAUGGCUACAAUGCAAGAAAAAACUGUUGCUGAAGUGGCACAAGCAGGUCCUGGAUUAUUAUUCUUGGCAUAUCCUUCUGGUAUUCUUCAAUUACCUUACACUCAAUUCUGGUCAAUUCUCUUUUUCUUGAUGGUUUUAUUCUUGGGAGUUGAUUCUCAAUUUUGUACAAUGGAAGGAUUUUUCACCGCCAUUAUCGACGAAUUUCCAAGUAUUCGAGCAAAGAAAUAUGGAAGAGAAAUAUUUGUUGGAAUAAUUUGUGCAGUUUCAUAUUUGGCUGGUUUGAGUACUGUAACUGAGGGUGGUUUUUAUGUUUUCCAAUUAUUCGAUUUCUAUGCUGCAUCUGGUUGGGCUCUUUUAUGGCUCUUAUUCUUUGAAUGUAUUGCAAUUUCCUGGAGUGUUGGAAUUGAUAGAUGGUAUGAACAUAUGAAAAGUAUGAUUGGAUAUUAUCCAAGUGCAUGGUGGAAGUUCUGCUGGGUAUUUGCUACUCCAGCCGUUUGCUUUGGUGUUCUCUGUUUUGGUCUCAUCAAAUACCAACCUCUUCGAAUUGACGCAUAUAAUUAUGAUUAUCCAUUAUGGGGACAUAUUUUUGGAUGGUUCCUCUCACUAUCUUCUAUGUUAUGUAUUCCCGGUUAUGCAAUUUAUAUAUGGAUUAUUACACCAGGAACAUUUUCAGAGGUUUGUAAUGCAUCUAUUCAUUUGCGAAAAAGCACGAAAAAAAUGUAUUUUUUUACAAUAUUUUUCUAUUCACCAAAAUCACAAAUUGUCGCGAAAUACAUGCAAUCGUGACGAGACCCACACUCAUUUCAAGGCAGAAUGUGUGCUUUCGAAAAUUUCAUUUCUUGUUUUUUUUUCUCGCAUGUUUUUCUCCUUGAAAUGUGUGUGGGUCUCGUCACGAUUGACAUUUAUUUCGUGCAUUUUCAUGAAUAGAAAAAAUUUGUAAAAAAAUACAUUUUUUUCGGUUUUUUUCGCAAAUGAAUAGAUGCAUAAUAAACUCUAUUUUUUGAAAAUAUUAUUUUUUUCUAGAAAGCCAAAUUGCUUUGUCGACCUGAUAUUGAGAUCAAAGGCGCAAUCGAAGAUAAUGGUGAAAACAUUGAACUCGUUGAAGAUGUCUAG